AAGCAUUUUUGGGACAAUCGUGACCCAGAUGAUUGAGACAUGUUUUUUUUUUUUAAUGCUUUAGUUAGUAUCUGACAAACAGAGGCAAAAAAUAAAAAGCACAUUUCAAGAAAUCAGUGCCGAUCUUUCCAAUCAAGAAGAUGUUGCCUGAUUCCCUAAAUCUUUUUGAGUUUGAGUUACCAAUUCAAGUGCUGACUUGCCUUAGCAGCAGAACUAUCUAUUUUAUAUUUGUAUUUUUUUUUAAAAAAAAAAAAUUUAGACACCGCCCAUCUCAGUAUGAUUCUGCAGUUUACAACUAAGCAACUAAUAAUGUAAUCAGUUUUCUUUUCAUUUCUCUGAAUUGAAAAGGGAUUUUUUUUUUCUAUAAGGAACUAAAUAUCCUCUUUGGUGAUUUGAUGAAUGAUUAACUUCUAGAUCAAUUUGCUCACCAAUUUCAUCCAGGGGAAUUGGACAAGGACAUUCAAAGCUUGGGUCGCCCGAGCUUAUGCAGACAUGAUUCAUCUAGGCAUUUUCUUAUUUUUGAUGCUGUACGGAUCAGGUCUGGCUCAGGACCAAACCUAUGUCAUUUCAGCCCCUAAAUUUAUCCGCGCUGGAGCCUCUGAGCAAGUGGUAAUUCAAGCCUAUGGAUACACCCAAGAAUUCUCAGUCACCAUCUCGAUGAAAAGUUACCCAGAUAAAAAAAUGACAUACGCCUUUGGUACCGUCCAGCUGACUCCAGCCAAUCAUUUCCAGGGCUCCGUAACUUUAACGGUGCAGCCAAAGGAUUUAAGGACCGAUGAGCCCCAGAAACGGGUGGAAUCUAUAUAUCUCGAAGCAGCUUCACCCCACUUUACGAGACAGAAGAAGAUGCUGCUUACUUACGAUAAUGGAUUUUUAUUCAUUCAGACCGACAAGCCUAUUUACACUCCCGAUCAAUCAGUGAAAGUCCGAGUCUAUUCGCUGAAUGAAGAACUGAGGCCGGCUCGGCGUGCAGCUGUCUUAACUUUUGUGGAUCCAGGUGGGGCAGAAGUGGACAUCAUACGAGAAGAUGACGCUACAGGAAUCAUCUCGUUUCCUGAAUUCAAAAUUCCUCCGUAUCCCAAGUUCGGUAUUUGGACCAUUAUAGCCAAAUAUGAUAAAGAAUUCACAACCUCUGCCGUAGCAAAAUUUCAAGUCAAAGAAUAUGCCAUGCCAAGAUUUUCUGUCGAAAUUAUUCCAGAAAACAGCUUUAUUAGCUCCCAGUAUUUUGAACGCUUCAAGAUUACUAUCCAAGCUCGGUAUUUUUACAAGAAGAAACUGAGCGAAGCAGAAGUUUAUGUCCGCUUUGGAAUCGUUCAAGGAGCCAGAAAGACCAUGUUGCCCAAAUCGUUGCGUCUCAUUAACAUGGAGGAUGGCGUCGCAAUGCUUUAUUUUAACAGCAAAGAGGCUCUCCGUGAAAUGGGGUACAGCGACCUUUCAGAGGUGGAUGGGGCCACCCUCUAUCUCGCAGCCUCUGUGCUGGAAACUGGAGAUGGCCACAGCGAGGACGGUGAGCUAACCACGGUGAAGUACGCCUUGUCUCCUUACAAGUUGGAUCUGAUUGCCACGCCUCUUUUUAUGAAACCCGGGCUUCCUUAUUUUAUUAAGGCACGGGUGAGGGAUAUGCUGGACAUAUCAGUUGGCAACGUUCCCGUGCUCCUCACGGCUACCGCCUUGAACGACCAAAUGGAAGAGACCAAAUUAAUUCAAGAAGGCUCCGAGUUCGGGUCUGGCGUAACCAGUUCCACAGAUGGGACCACUAUCUUUACAGUUACCAUUCCUUCCGACGCCAAAGUGCUGGAGUUCAAAAUAACAACAGCAGAUCCUUCUUUAUCAGACGAGAACCAGGCCAGAGAAACCUACGAAGCAAAAUCCUACAUUUCUCUCAACGGAAACUAUCUCUAUAUUGACUGGGCAUCAGACCACAGAGUCUUACAUGUCGGAGAGAGCUUUCAGAUCAAAGUACACCCAGCAAGCCAUUAUAUCGAUAAAAUACUACACUACAGCUACCUGAUCUUAUCCAGAGGGAAAAUAAUCAGUUACGGGACUCAGGAGAAGAUCGAAGGCCUGUCUUAUCAAGGCCUGAACCUCCAAAUCACUGAAGAAAUGGUCCCUUCAGCCCGUCUUCUGGUCUACUACAUCGUUACGGGGGAAGGAACCGCAGAAUUAGUAGCCGAUUCAGUCUGGCUAAACGUGCAGAAAAAAUGCGGCAACAACCUCGAGGUCCGCAUCCUGAAGAACGAGAGAGUUUACCGACCCAGAGAAAGCGUGUCGCUUUCCAUGACCUCCGAGUCUCACUCUCUAGUAGCCCUCUCAGCCCUGGACAAAGCCAUUUACGGAGUGACGGGAUCCAAGCAGAAACCUAUGGAAAAAGCUCUCCUGAAACUGGAGAAGAGUGACCUGGGCUGUGGUGCUGGAGGAGGGGAGAACAACGUGGAUGUGUUCCGCAUGGCUGGUCUUACUUUUCUCACCAAUGCCAAUGCUGACGACCCCAGAGAAAAAGAUGAAACUUGCACGGCCAUCAUCAGAAGUGCCCGCUCCCUCAAAGAGGACAUCGAAAAACUAGUUGCCCAGUUUCAAAAUCAGCAAAUUCAAAAGUGCUGUCGGAGUGGAGCGGAGCCUUAUCCCUUCCCGCAGACGUGUCAACAGAGAAUCAAGCGUAUUAUUAAGGGUGGUCCUAGGUGCAUCUACGCCUUCCGGCUUUGCUGCGAAUUUGCUUUUAAGAGGCGCCUGAAUGACACACACAAGCACCUACUCCUGGGGAGAAACGCCUUUAAUGCUCUAUUGGAUGUGGCUCCAGAAAUCCGAAGUUUUUUCCCCGAAAGCUGGCUUUGGGAAGUCCAUCCAGUUCAAAGGUCCAAGAUUCUACAAGUCACCCUGCCUGAUUCUCUAACUACCUGGGAAAUACAAGGUGUCAGCAUUUCGGAUAAAGGUAUUUGUGUGGCUGACACCCUGGAAGUGGAAGUCGUUAAAGAGGUCUUUGUUAACGUCCAUAUUCCAUACUCUGUUGUCCGAGGAGAGCAAAUAGAAUUAAAAGCCACCAUUUACAAUUACAGACCGUCAAGGGCUAAGUAUUGUCUGAAGCUCAGCGUGCAAAAAGGGAUCUGCCUCUUUGGUGCUGCUAACACCCUGACGGACAGCUCUCAAGUCCACACCUGCUCUCACCUGAAAGAUAUCCAGAGCUCGUCGAUGGUGGUGGAGUCAUUUAAAGUUCUUCCUCUUGAGUUAGGCCUUCUCAGCGUCAACCUCACGCUUCACAGUGAUGCGGGAAAUGAAAUGCUCGUGAAGACCUUAAGAGUUGUGCCCGAAGGCAUUCGAAAGGAGAGUUAUGACGGUGGCACGCUGGAUCCCCAAGGGGUUUAUGGUACGGUCGUGAGACAGAAAGAAUUUGCCCACAAGGUGCCGCGCUACAUCGUCCCCAAGACGCAACUGGAAAAAACUCUCAGUAUAAAAGGCAACUUGCUGGGGGAUGUGAUCCAGGCUGCCGUGAAGCCCGAGGCGCUGAAGUUACUCACCAACCUCCCCCAAGGCAGCGCAGAAACAGAACUGAUGAACAUUGUCCCGGUGUUUUAUGUGUAUGAUUACCUGGAAAGGUCCAAGUCCUGGGACAUCUUUGGGUCAGACAGAACCAGCGCAGAAAUUACCAUGUUAAGGAAGAUGAAGAGAGGAAUCAUCAGCAUCCUGUCUUUUCAAACACAAGAUUACUCUUACAGUAUGUGGAAGGAUGGCGAAGCCAGCACCUGGAUUACAGCAUUUAUCCUAAAAGUUUUUGGACAAGUUCGGCGAUAUAUGCCUGAUCAAUUUGGCACGGCGUGUCAGUCUCUGACUUGGUUGAUUGACAUCUGUCAAAUGGACGACGGAUCUUUCAGGGAAGUUUCAGAUUACAAGCCAAUAGCCCUUCAGGGCACAUUACGUGAUCAGCAGAAAGAAAACAGUCUGUACCUAACAGCCUUCACCUUGAUGGCCUUCUCAGACUAUAAAAAAGCCUGUCCCUUCCAGAAAUUUGCAGACGCUGAAAACCGAGCGGUCAAUUAUUUGUUGCAAAACAUUGCAAGCUCGCAAAACACCUUUGUCUUGGCCAUCGUGACUUAUGCUCUAACUCAAGCAAAGGUCAACCAUCCUGACCUUCAUUCGGCCUACAGUCGCUUGAAGAAUGAAGCUCAGGUGAAAGGGAACCCCCCAAUCUACCGUUUCUGGAAAGAGACCCCCAUCAAAUUCGAUGCAAGCAUUCCCUCUAAGGGCAACGCCAAGAUGGUGGAAACCACUGCCUACGCCUUGCUGUCCAUUUUGCGGAAAGGAGAUCACAAUUACGCCAAACCGGUCAUGAAAUGGUUGACCGAAGAGCAGAGAUUUGGAGGUGGAUUUUACUCGACCCAGGAUACAAUCAUCGCUUUGGAGUGCCUGACCGAAUAUUCCAUCCUUAUUAGACGGCUUGAGCUGGACAUGAACAUCAAAGCGUCUUAUAAGUCUCAUGGAGAUUUCCACACGUACAGGCUCACAAGUAGCCAUUACAUCGGCAAGCCUGUGGAUGCUUCCUUGAGUGACGAUAUAGAAGUGCGCACGGGAAGCAACACUGGAACAGCCGCUGUGACUCUGAGGAGCGUGUAUUAUGUAAGCAGCGUUUCUGAGGACACUUGUGACUUUCAGCUGAAGAUUAAUGUCACGCGAGAUGAAAAGAAGUACUAUCUGUCCUUCAAUGAAAUCCGUCUGUUGGUUGCCUGUGCAAAGUACAAACCUCGAAGGAGGACAGGACAAUUCUCCUCUCCCCACGCAGUGAUAGAUGUCUCUCUUCCCAACGGCCUGGAAGCAAAUACGGAGGACUUGUCUCUUCUUUCAAAUAGUGUUGACCAGCUGAUUUUGAAUUAUGAGAUAAGGCCCGAUGGACAUGUUAUCAUGCAGGUGGAUUCGAUUCCAGGAAACGAAUUCCUGUGCGUCGGUUUCCGAACAAUUGAAAUUUACCGAGUUGGAAUGCCAAGUCCAGGAACCUUCUCGGUGUAUGACUAUCACGACCCUGAAAAACAGUGCACCAUCUUUUAUAAUGCUUAUGGAGAAGAAUCUCUUGUUAAACUAUGUGAAGGCAGCGAAUGCAAAUGUAUGGAAGCGGAAUGUGGACAUAUGCAGCCCCGGCUGGACACCUCCAUAACUUUGGAUACCCGGAAAGAGGCAGCUUGCCAGCAGAACAUUGCCUAUGUUUACAAAGUGGUUAUCAAAUCAUCCAAGGAAGAAGGAAGCUUUGUUAAAUACAAUGCAAUCCUCCUGGAACCCUAUAAAUUAGGGGUGACUUUUGCUGAGAAGAACGCAGAAAUCGUCUUUAUUAAAAAGAGCUCCUGUACGGAUGUCCAGCUGAAUCCAAAGGAGAAUUACUUGAUCAUGGGAAAAGAGGCUUUGAAGACAGGACAGGGCGCCAACGCCAGAUACCAGUAUCCUUUGGACGAUUCGACAUGGAUUGAGUGGUGGCCGUCCUCAAGUGCCACCUGUGGUUCUUGCCAGGCCUUUACAGAUUCAUUGGAGGAAUUUGCAGAUGAUCUCUUUCUCAUCGGUUGUUAAGAAGACCUGCAACAGGUCUCCGGCUUCCUGUAACUAGCAUUUUUGACCAUUUCUUAUGGACUUGCAUAUUCCUAAGCAAGUAGGGAUACGAUCGUGCUUUAGAUCAGGGCUCUCCAAACCUGGCAAACCUUUAAGACGUGUGGACUUCAGCUCCCAGAAUUCCUCAUCCAUCAUAGGUGACUUUGGGCCAAUCACCAGGAGAACUGAGAGUUCUAGUCCCACCUUAGGGGUGAAAGCCCAUUAGGUGACUUUGGGCCAAUCACCGGGAGACUGAGAGUUCUAGUCUCACCUUAGCCGUGAAAGCCGGCUGGGUGACUUUGGACUAGUUUUUUUCCUCUCACCCCAAGUUACCUCACUAGCUAAUUUGCUAGCUUCCUCCAAUCUUAAAUAUCACCCUCAAAUGGCUACUCACUUCUUGUGUGGCUGACUGUUUAAACCUUCAAAAGCUUCUAGUCCUCAUGACUCCUUGAAAUUGUAGGCUGUGCUUCCCAGAAUUUCCAAACCGAGCAGGAAAGCCUCGGGAAGAUUCCCAACAGCCAAUUAAAAAAAAAAAUGUUUUGGUACUUCCCUUUUUCCUGAUUUAAAAAAAAGAAAUCAUCAUAAAUCUCUCUCAAAAAAAAAAUUAGGAUAGAUGUUCGUAAUAAAUCACUCAGCCUUCAUAUCUGAUAGGCACGUGUCAAAUUUUAUGUGCAAUAAACCACCCCAAAUUUGCAUGUGUUAAAAA
Crotalus tigris (Tiger rattlesnake) is the source of this 6268-nucleotide messenger RNA. RefSeq names its product complement C5 (gene C5). The record is from RefSeq and is a predicted model, not a curated record. Gene Ontology annotation, cellular component: extracellular region. Bases 493 to 5544 code for a protein of 1683 amino acids. Lineage: Eukaryota; Metazoa; Chordata; Lepidosauria; Squamata; Viperidae. Gene Ontology annotation, molecular function: protein binding; endopeptidase inhibitor activity. The transcript has 41 exons.